Penicillium argentinense is the source of this 1950-nucleotide messenger RNA. RefSeq lists its product as uncharacterized. Lineage: Eukaryota; Fungi; Ascomycota; Eurotiomycetes; Eurotiales; Aspergillaceae. The transcript has a single exon. The record is from RefSeq and is a predicted model, not a curated record. Bases 1 to 1950 code for a protein of 649 amino acids.
AUGACGAUUCCCUCCGACUUUGAUGCGCUGAUGUCGCAUCUUGCGGCGAUCCUCGAGGACCCGUCUACAGCCCUGAAUCUCCCCCUAAUCGCCAGAUUACAGUACCAACUUGACGAAUCCACUGAUCCCGUCAUCCCUGCGGCACUCCUGUCGCAAGUGUCAGCUCUACUGCCUGUUUUGCAAGAAGAUCCGACGCCCCUUACCUCUCUUGUCAUCAAGGCCACGACGAGUUUCAGCUUCGCAAAGAUUCGCUCCAUCCAACCCCCAGUCAAUCUCGUCGCUGGUCUCAAAGCCCCCUCCGAACCCAUCAACCUUCUUGUCUUGUCCUUGCUUCAAAAUGCAGGAAACUCGGCCAGCGAUGCGGCCAUAGUCGCUGGAGAUUCUAUACUUAUGUCAUCAUUGGUGGAGCUGUGGCUUUCGACCCCUUCCGCUGAAGUCGCGCACGCGGCGCUCAGAUCAUUGUGGGCCCUGCUUGAGGUCGAUCUAGCCAGCCCUUGGGAAAAAGACGAACAUGUUCCAUCCUCCGGCGCUCAUGGGGGACACGGACUCGUGUGGCGAAGAGUUUUCACAGACAAGGAUGUCUACGGGCUUCUUUUUGGCCUCUGUAGCCUGCAAGAGGACGCGCCAGGAGAGCUAUCCAAACGUCAGCGAUCGUUGGCUCAAGGAAGAUUGAUGAGCUUCCUGGUCAAGGUUGGUCGUGUACGAUGGGAUACCAUUUCCAAGUCUCACAUUCCAGAAGUCGAAAUGAAAUAUCACAGCAACAGUCUUGCCCAAUUCGCUGCGUGCCACAUGGUCGACACUGAAGGUGAUGUGCUCAUGCAUUUGAACUGUUUGGUAUUCUUCCAUGAGCUAUUGGAGCUGGAAGCACCAGGUCUAGCGGCUAGGAGCUAUGUGCACUCAGCCUCGACCUUCUCUUCUCCAGCGCUCGACUUCCUUAUUUCUGAAAAGCUGCAUUCCCGGGUGUUAGAAAAAUACCUGGAUGAAUCUCAGCUUGAUCCUAUGGCGCAGAUUUAUCUGUCAUCUCAGAUCAUGGAUUAUGUGGCGACAUACGCUGAGCUGUACCCCAACCAUUUCCUGCAAAACCCGAGCACACUUCUCGACGGUAUCAUUGGGCGUAUUUCACGGGCCCUGGAUAUUCCCCUGAGUCAAUGGGCGCAUGGUGAAAUCCCAGUCGGACAUUUACGGAUACUUGCCUCCCUUCCUCGAGUUUUGCUCAUCGAAGCUGGUAAGCGUGGUACAAAUCCCCUGCUGACCCUUCCCACCAACCCUCCCAGUGGGGUCGUUUUUGAUACCCUGGGCAAGGUUUUCCACGGGCCAUUCCGAUCUUACGCGGCGGAUUCAAUGGAUUUGAUCACCUCGGGCCGAACCCCAACCGAUUGGCACCACGAAGCUGCCGCUGCCCGGGUUCUUUACUUUGAGUUUCUCAACAGCAAUCCUGACCUGUGGACCAAUGCUGUUGCUGCCGCCGAUACCAUCGUCAUGAAAGAGACUGCUCUUUCAGCUAUCGGCCUCAUGGAUCGCGUCGCUCAGGCGAACUGGCAGCCACUGCCUCCGGCGUCCCACGUGUCUGGCAACUCGUCGCGCUUCACGCUCCCUUCGGAGGAGGCCCUUGCACAGCUCUCCCCUGCUUCAAGUGGUCUGCUCCCUCUUUCCGGUUGCUGGGCGAUUCUCACACCCCCUGCUUUGACGACGCUUCUGCCAUACAUCUUCAAGCCCCCUCGGUCGUACGCAGAAUUCGUAGGAGGUGGUGCUGGCGACUCUCAAAAUACGAUUUGGCAGGUGGCUACAGCCAAGCACGACGUGCUGGCUGCCCUUUACCAGCGACUCAAAGAGAGCGAUGACCAGACAGUUCCAGGACUCGAGGAUAUCUUACGGACAAUGCAACAUCGUUUGCUUGAAAGGCCCGAGGCACCAUCUGGACAAAGUGACGUAGCGACCAGGGGACAGUGA